Molecule: messenger RNA, 2919 nt
Organism: Ricinus communis (castor bean)
Lineage: Eukaryota; Viridiplantae; Streptophyta; Magnoliopsida; Malpighiales; Euphorbiaceae
Product: serine/threonine-protein kinase CDG1
Exons: 10
Coding region: 757-2586 (609 amino acids)
Biological process (GO): protein phosphorylation
Molecular function (GO): ATP binding; protein tyrosine kinase activity
Source: RefSeq, a predicted model, not a curated record
AAUGAUUAAAGUUUAGAUAUUUAAAUAUGUACUCUGUGGUCCAAAGUUAAUAGUUACAAUUAUAUUAAUAUGACCUAGCAUAUGUAUUAAUCUUGACAAGAUACUAAAAUAUAUAAUAAAAGUAUAUCCAUUUUUUGUUUAUCAAGCCUUAUACAAAAGAGCUAGCCAACUAAUAAUUCGUGCCUGCCGCCUACAUUAACACAUAUAAUUAGGUUUAACUCUCACUCAUUCCCUUAAAGUUUUUCAAAGACCAAAACAAGUUUAAGAAAAAAAUAACUAUAAACAAAAGAUUUAUCUUUCAGAGCCAUUGAGAAGGAAACAAGCAAAACAAAAAAAAGAAAAGAAAAGAAGGUUUGAAUUUGUCAUCAAUUGCACAACAAUGUUCUCAUUGUUUCUAUCUUCGAUGGCUUGUUAAUGAACACUUCUCGCAUAUCCUUAAAGCAUAAUUCCUGUCAUAUUCCUCGAAUCUACUCUUACUCUCCUUGAUUACUACUAAUCAUACUUUAAUAAAAUGUAGUCUUUCUUCUUUUCUAAAACAAAAAUCAAUCUCCAAAUAAUCGUAACAAAACAUCAUUGGACAACCAAUCCCAAUCUAAUUCAUUCCUCUCCAUAUGCCAACGUAUUUAUGCUCUCUCUUCCUCGCUCUUUAUAACUGCCAACUGCCAACAACCCUAAACAUCAGACAUCAGUUUCUUGAUCAAGAUUUUAUAGUUAGUUAGUCGGUUAGUUAUCAGUUAAUUCCGUUAAUAUUGUAUAAUGGAGAGCCAGAGCCCACUUUCUCCUUGUCAUAUCAUCAUUGCUUAUGAUGCCACUAAGGAUCGUGGUGUGCAUGAAUUUAGACGCACCGUCGACGAAGUCAGAAUGAGAGGUGAUAUUCUUCGUAAAGGUGAUAAUCUUGUCGUUCUUGGGGUUCUCCAUAAGGUGCCUAAUCCCAUGGGUUAUAUGAAAGCGUGUUCUGAGUCUUUUGGUGGGGCAAACGUUCGAGUCAUGGAAGAGGAAGUUACAACCAAAAUCGAUGUGUAUGUAAACAUGCUCCUGCGCAGUGCUGAAGUUUGUGAAGAUGAAGGGGUACGCUCUCCAUCUUUUGCACAUAAAGGGGUCAGUAUUGAAGUCAAAAUCACAGCUGGAAGUCCCAUGAAGCACGUUAUUAUCCAAGAAGUUGUGUCUUAUAAAGCAGCUUGGAUUAUACUGGAUAGGCAUCUGAGAAGGGAUUUGAAGUUUUUUCUUAAACAGAUACCUUGCAAGGUUGCAUUGAUCCAAGAUAACUUAUCUGUCGUACUUAAGAGACCUCAUUUUACAAAUGAAACAGAUCCUAUAGAACACAAACCUUUCUAUUCCAUGUCUAAACCUGUCCCACUGUUGAAUCCUCAAGAAGGUGAGAACGAUGGACAGUCUGUUGCCUCUUCCAAAAGCAACUUGUUAUCUAAUAAUUCCCAUGAAAAUUCUGAUACGCCUAGGACAAACUGGUUUCCUUCGUCUUCACAUGGAGUAAAGGACCAUAACUUUUCACUGGAUUUUGGCGCCUCUUCUAAGCUACAUAUAUCAGAAGAUAAUAAACACAAUCAAAUCACUCAAAGGAACCGUAACAAUGCGGCUCGAUGGGAAUUUUCCGAAGCACCUAUCCUAUGUUCUUCAUGUGGAGCAAGUACUGAAUUGUACAUCAAGGAUUCAAUGCAAUUCACUUAUUCUGAGAUUCAGCUUGCAACACAGCAGUUCUCAAAGGAGAACUUGUUAGGAGAAGGUGGAUAUGGACAUGUGUAUAAAGGUGUACUUAAAGAUGGACAGCUAAUUGCAGCGAAGGUACGCAAAGAAGCAAGCACACAAGGAUUUACAGAAUUUCACUCUGAGGUAUCCGUUCUAAACUUCGCCCGGCAUAAGAACAUUGUCAUGCUUUUGGGGUUUUGCUGCAAGGAGGAUCGUAACAUCCUGGUUUAUGAGUAUAUUUGCAACAAGUCUCUGGACUGGCAUUUAUUCGAUAACCAAGCAAAUACUCUUGACUGGCACCAAAGAUAUUCUAUUGCCAUUGGAACUGCAAAAGGGUUGCGUUUUCUACAUGAAGAAUGCCGUGGCGGUCCCAUCAUUCAUCGAGACGUGCGGCCGAGCAAUAUUCUACUCACACAUGACUUCGUCCCAAUGCUUGGAGAUUUUGGCCUUGCAAGAUGGAAGACUACUGAUGAGGUGCAGACAAGGAUACUGGGCACACUUGGAUAUCUUGCUCCAGAGUAUGCAGAGAAUGGGUUUGUUUCCGUGAGAACAGAUGUCUAUGCAUUUGGCAUUAUUCUCUUACAACUAAUAUCAGGACAGAAAGUAGUAGAUUCAAAAAGAGAGGAAGGGCGACAAUCACUUCGACAAUGGGCAGAACCAGUGAUUGAGAGGCUUGCGCUGCAUGAACUUAUCGAUCAACGUAUAGCAGAUUCAUAUGACACAUAUGAAUUAUACCUCAUGGCUAAAGCUGCAUACCUAUGUGUACAGAGAAGCCCUGAAAUGCGACCAUCGAUGGGAGAGGUUCUCCGUCUUCUCGAGGGAGAGAAUAACCAUGUCCACCAUUUGCGGGAGCAUGUAUUACCACAUUAUCCAAGCAAUUGAAGACGAUGAAGAUGGAAUAUACAUAUCAUUUUUGUUUUUCAUAGAAUAUAUCUAUCCUUUUUCUCCAUAGCAUUCAGUGGUCGUAGCUUCUUAUGUACUUGCUUAUUAGAUAGCCCUGUUUUGGCCAUUGAUAAUUAGUUUUGAAAAAUUAUUCAGGAAGAACGGCACCUUCUUACUGAAUAAGCACCCUUCUGUUUUUUAGAAGAUCCUGGAGAAAAGGGACACCUACACUCCCAUAAAGUGACAUACCAAAGCAUUAUAUGUUCAUUUUCUGCUGUAAAAAUAAAUAACUUCAAAUGAGAUAGGUCCAUAUUUCAUGGGCAUUUGAUCUAA